AAUAUAGUCACUGUGCAGUGUGCAGCGCUGCAGUCCAUGGUACUGACUUUUGACAUGAAAAUAUUGUUCAUGUUAGAAAGUAGAGUGUUUAAGCGUGAUACGUAAUACCAAUCACAUGCUUAUCUGAACAGAUUGACGAAGAUGUUUGCUAAAGCGUUUCGUGUCAAGUCUAAUACCGUAAUAAAAGGAUCUGACAGGAGGAAACUCAAGACAGAUAUAGCUGCUGCCUUUCCCUCAUUGUCUGCUGAGGAGGUGUCCGAGUUGGUCCCAAACAAGGAGGAACUGAACGUAGUGAAGGUUUAUGCACACAAAGGAGAUGCAGUUACACUCUAUGUGCUUCAUAAGAACCCAAUGUUCUUUGAAGUUGACAAGCAUCUCUUUCCCACAGUGUAUACCCUUUGGCGUUAUCCCAGUGCCUUGCCAACAUUCAUGACAUGGCCUGCAGUGCUCCAGAAGUUAAUUGGAGGGGCAGAUCUCAUGCUGCCUGGAGUGGUAGUGCCUUCAUGUGGCCUCCCAGAGGUGAAACAGCAUGACUGUUGUGCAGUUACAGUGGUCAGCAGCAGGGCUCCAGUGGCAGUGGGCACUGCCACCACGUCAAGUGCAGACAUGCGGGGUGUGGGUAUGAAGGGAAGAGGGGUGUCAGUCCUUCACACGUACAUGGACACAUUGUGGGCGUUCGGAGACAAGUCUGCCCCCCCCUCCAUUCCUCAUGUGGACAUUGAAGGUUUGCAGGAGCUGGAGGGCGAUAGUGGUGGAGAAGAGAGGGACGAGGAGUCAAAGAAAGAGGAAGAUGAACCAUGUCCCAAUUCUAAAUGCGAUCAGGCUGCAGAUGCAUCCUGUCCCAAUGUCCAGGAACUGAGCCUUUGUGACAGAGAGCAGGAGGGGGGGGAGCAGGGCAUGGAGGAGACAGAAGAAGACCCAGAGGAACAGAGAACACCACAAGAACAGAUGGAUGCACUGCUGCUGCAAUGUUUUCUCCAUGCGCUUAAGAGCAAGGUGAAGAAAUCAGAGCUUCCCCUGCUGACCAGCACUUUCUUGCGCAUCCAUAUGGUCUCCUGCUGUCCAAGUGGAAAGCAACUUGAUAUUAAGAAAUCCAGCUUUAAGAAGUUAUCCAAGUUCCUGCAGAGCAUGCAGCAGCAGCGCGGCCUGGUGCGAGUGAAGGAGCUGAGCAAGGGAGUAGAGAGCAUUGUGGAGGUGGACUGGAAGAACCAAGAACUGCGCCGCUUCCAAGCCCCUGAGGAUUCUGUGGUAGAGGAGGCUUCAGUAGAGGUGGGAGGGGAAGGAGAGAAGCCGUACCAUCCCCCUGAGAUCAGCAUGCUCUUCUCUGUGUCUGCUCGCCUUCAGCCCCUCUUCAUUGAUGCCAAUAAGAGAAAAGGGGCAGUGCUUCAGCCGGCGGAAGUAAGAAAUAUUAUCACAGACUUUGUCAAGAGGAAUGAGUUGGUAGAUGAGAAUAAUAAGAAUUACGUCAUUAUCAACCCGACCCUCUGUGACUGCCUGCUGGAGAAGUCAGAGUACCAGGAAGUAGAGGCCCUCAAGUGGGAUGAUCUGUUUAGCAGGACACUAGACAAAAUGCAACAAUGCCAUCAGAUGGUGUUCCCUGGCUGUGCACCUGUAAUCAAGAAGGGCCACAUAGAGCCCAUUGACAUUUCUGUGGCCUCCAGGGGGUCCAACAAGAAGGUGACUUUGAUAAAGAAUCUGGAGCUAUAUGGUCUGGACCCCACAGCUGUGUCCGCAGCCUUGCAGCGCAGGGUCCAGGCCAGCUCAGUUCUGAACCCUAUCCCUGGUUCUAAGGAAAAAGUCGUAGUCCAAAUCCAGGGCAACCAGGUCCAGCAUGUAGGAAAACUGCUGCUAGAUUACUAUCAAAUUCCUCACAAGUACAUCCAGGGACUUGACAAAGCUACAAAACCUGGCAAGAAGAAAUAGCACAACCUGACUAUUAUCCACUGUAAGAGGAAGUCAGAUAGCACCAAAAAAUGUUCUCCACCAUCUAUACAUAUACUGUAUAUUGUAUAUAAAAAUAACCAAUUGCAUUUGUGGAAUAAAGUCAAAAAUAUAA
Hypomesus transpacificus is the source of this 2056-nucleotide messenger RNA. It is a transcript of the gene eif2d, whose product is annotated as eukaryotic translation initiation factor 2D. Gene Ontology annotation, biological process: formation of translation preinitiation complex; translational initiation. Gene Ontology annotation, molecular function: translation initiation factor activity; RNA binding. Lineage: Eukaryota; Metazoa; Chordata; Actinopteri; Osmeriformes; Osmeridae. The record is from RefSeq and is a predicted model, not a curated record. Bases 142 to 1923 code for a protein of 593 amino acids. The transcript has 15 exons.